AUGACUCAGGAGCAGUCCUCCUCUACCUGUCCACAGGUAACAGCUGUGUAUCAGCCCGCCCCCGACGCUGCUCCAGCCCCCCCGCCCGCCCCGCCCAAUACAGCCCCCCCUCCUGCCCCACCCAGUACUGCCCCCCCUCCGCAGCAGAAUGAGGCUGACCCUAACGGUCAGGUGGAGCUGUUGUCUGUGGAGGGUUCGGCUCCAGCAGGGGGCGCUGCUCUCUGUAAAGACACUCCUGAGGUACAGUCAGGUGUCUCUGCUCAGUCUGCGUGUUCCUCUCGUCUGGCGAUAGUUUCAGCUCUGAUUAUCAUCAUCAUCAUCUGUGUCGUCGUCGUCGCUGUAACAGUGAAGUACGUCUACUUUCCAUCCAAACUGCAAGACAGCAGCGCCCCCUGUGACAUCAAAUGGAACUGCAGCGUCACGUCACCCCCCUUUUCCCCCUCUGAGAAGGUUCCUGUCAAUCAAACAGUCAACAUCUCAUCAGACUGUGUGGAGUUGGUGGGAGUGGGGGGCCGAGCGGUGAGGAUAGUCGGGGGGUCUUUGGCGGUGGAGGAUCAGUGGGGGUGGCAGGCCAGCCUGCAGUGGAGGGGGCAGCACGUCUGUGGGGGGGCAAUAAUAACCCCCCGCUGGAUCAUCACCGCCGCACACUGCUUCGUAGAGUAUAAUAUGAUGUUGGAGUCGGACUGGCAGGUGUUGAUCGAUACGAUCGUUGUGACGCAUGGCAAACGCUACAACACCCUGCAGAUACACCCCCACCCCAAAUUCUCCGUGAACACCAACGACUACGACCUGAGCCUCCUGCUGACCGAGACGGAGAUGAGGAUGGGAGAUGGCGUGCGGCCGGUGUGUUUGCCGGGCUAUAAACAGUCAUUCCCUGCUGGUUCCUCCUGCUGGGUGACCGGCUGGGGCUACACGCGAGAAGGAGGUACCGUGUCGCCCCAGCUGAGGCAGGCGCAAGUGCAGGUCAUCGAUCAGACCACGUGCUCCGCUCAGUCCGUCUACGGCUCCUACCUCACUCCCAGAAUGCUUUGCGCCGGGACCAUGGAGGGAGGGGUGGAUGCUUGCCAGGGCGACAGCGGGGGUCCUCUGGUGUGCCAGACGGGUGAUGGACAGUGGAGGCUGGCGGGCGUGGUCAGCUGGGGCGAGGGGUGCGGCAGACCCAACAAACCAGGCGUUUACACUCGUGUCUCUCAGCUACAGCAGUGGCUAAACCAAUACAUACAGGCUGAAGACUCAGGGAGAUCAGACGGAGAUCCGACGUCGCUGGAUGACUCGUUCUGAUCAGUUUUUUAAUCAAUAUUG
Messenger RNA from Colossoma macropomum (tambaqui), 1302 nucleotides. Its product is annotated as trypsin-1-like. Gene Ontology annotation, molecular function: serine-type endopeptidase activity. The record is from RefSeq and is a predicted model, not a curated record. NCBI's taxonomy places the organism in Eukaryota, Metazoa, Chordata, Actinopteri, Characiformes, Serrasalmidae. Bases 1 to 1281 code for a protein of 426 amino acids. Gene Ontology annotation, biological process: proteolysis. The transcript has 10 exons.